AUGGUGACGAAGGACGCGGAAGAUUAACGUGGAGACCCGCGUUAAAACUAUGAUCGGAGCGCUGUAAUUUUGUACAGUUUUGACCCUUUAUGUGAUAACUGAGCUACUCUUCCCCCCACUCCACUGAUACACUGAGACAUGUCGCAAAGUAAACACCAACUGAUGGAAAAAUGUCACUAUAACUAAUUGCAAAAUGGAGGUAGAUCAGCAAAAAGCACUGCCACAGACAGGCAAGGGAACAAGGUCAUACAACCAGAUCUGGAAAGAUGCCAUGUUGGAGCUGAGUUGUCUCCUGGCUGAAGAACUGCCCCCUGAACCGCCUCCACUCCAGCGAGACAGGGUUGUGUUCUUCCAGCGGCUGGCAACACUUUAUGUGCGCUACAUUCAAGUUUUCAGGCAGCUGGAGGAGGCCCACAGCAUGCUGGUCCACCCUCAGAAGAGGCGACUUAUUUGUGUGAUUCUCACUGGUGUAAUGGGGAGGGUACUGGAGCUGAAGAAUGAAAUGGUGGAAAAAGAGUUUUCAGAGUACCACUAUUUGGACGAUGUCCUGCAUGCGUUGAAACUCACACCUGCAUCACUUGAGAUCCCCAUUCCACACUUCUUUCUCAGUGAGCGCAGCAAAGAAGUUGAAGAACGAAAAUUGUUGCUAAUGGAUAUCCUGAAAAUGGUGGAGGAUGCGGAGGGCCUUGAUACUUCAAGGGACAGGUUUGAGACGGAAGAGGAGGUCAUAAUGAUCAUUCAAAUGGCAGAGAGAGCACGGCAAGGGAGGCUAAGGGCUAAGUUAAACAAAGAAAUUAGAUGUGGCAGUUUUGACAGAAGGCACGGGGCCAAGACCACUGAAUCAACUUUUACUGAGUUGGCUGCCAUCUGCAUUCAGAAGGUCUGGAGGGGGUAUAUACAAAGAAAGAAAACAAGGAUUGCUCGAGAUGAGGAGAUGAUUUUUCUUGGAAUGAUUAUGGAUCCAAAGUACCAGGUCCCUUGUCCGGCAGAGAUCACUGCCCAAGCUACUGAAGCUUCAAUUAGAAUCAAACAAAAGAAGUACGAGGAAGCUUACCUAAAGUCGACAGAGGAGAUCUUAAAGCAGCUGCGAGACACGGAGCGCCUUGACAUGAGCAAGACAAUAAAAAGUCAGAUUCGGGAGUGGUUUUUCGAAUGUCGUAACGCUACAGGAGUGUUUCCAGACUACCCAAGUGAAGAGGAUGGAGGCUCAGCCCUUAUAUUUGCUGAAAAAAGCCCUCAGCAGUUAAUAGAAGAAAUUGCACUGAAAGAAGAAGAAGAAGCAAAUAAAUCAAAAGGGACACAAGAAAAAGGAAAAAAAGACAAGGGAAAGAACAAAGAGGAAGAUGAGGAUGCAGGGUUGAAGAUGAAUCCGUCUGCUUUCCUUUCAGAUUUGAAAGAGGCAAACAAUAGGUUUGAAGAUUUUUGGAAAAACCGUGAUGAGUCUGAAAACUUCACUCAGUUGCACGAGGUGGAGUUGAUUAAGGAAGAAAUGAGAAAAGUCAUAGAAGCUGAAGUUCGAGUACAGGUUGAUGAAGAGAUGAGACAGGAACUCGCUGAGUUGAAGCUAUGUGUGGAUAAAGACAAGGGGGGCAAAGCAAAAGCAAAUGCUAAGAAGAAAAAAGGGUCCAAGCGAGGAAAGAAGAAGAAAAAGGAAAAAGAUCUGACAGCUGAUAGGACUCUUGAGUCUCUGUGCCAGGAGCUGGUGGAGCAACGGUUAUUAAAACAAGCAAAGAAUGUUAGGAUGCAAGAUUUCUUGGGGGACUAUAACUAUCUUGGGACUACACUGAGACAAAAUGACAUUGAGCCUAUGCCAUCAAUGUUAGAUGUCCGUCAAGUCAUAUCUCUAUAUGCAGUUUUACCAUUAGGCUCCCAGGAGGUUCACGAGAAAGCUCCUUUAAUAAAAUCCGUACUGCUGGUGGGACCUGCUGGGGUGGGUAAACGCAUGUUGGUCCAUGCAGUUUGCCAGGAGACAGGGGCCACCCUGUUUGAUUUGUCGCCAUGUAACACAGUGGGAAAGUACCCAGGCAAGAAUGGACUCACCAUGAUGCUUCAUAUGGUGUUUAAGGUUGCAAGGCUUCUGCAGCCCUCUGUGAUAUGGAUUGGAGACACGGAGAAAAUGUUCUACAAAAAAGUUCCCAAGGAAGAAGAAGAGCUAGACCCCAGGCGGCUGAAAAAAGAUUUGCCCAAGUGUCUCAAACUGAUCAAAGGAGAAGAUCGUGUCCUGAUAAUGGGAACAACAAGAGACCCACAAAGUGCUGAUAUCAAAUCGUUGUCAAAAAUGUACGGCAAAAUAAUCCUCAUCCCACGACAGGACUACGGCUCAAGAUACAUUUUGUGGGAGAAACUUAUUAAAAAGCAAGGAGGCGAAAUAACCGAGGCUUUGGACCUCAGCUCUCUGACAAAGGUAACUGAUGGCUACACUCCAGGCCACAUGGUUAAGGUUAUCAAGAGUGUAGUCUCCCAGGAACGGAUCCAGGAGCUGACAAAACGACCCCUCACCGCUGCUGAUUUUGUUCUACCAUUGGCCAAGUUUGAGCCUGUGUUCCAGAAGGAGGAGGAGGCAAUAAAAAACUGGUAUGCAAAAACAUCUCUAGGGAAGAAAAGAAUUAAAGCUGCCUCUGGGAAAGAAGAAGCACCACCUAAAGGCAAAGAUACAAAGAAGAAAGGGAGAAAAUAAAACAGCAAAGAAAGUUAA
Molecule: messenger RNA, 2695 nt
Organism: Girardinichthys multiradiatus
Lineage: Eukaryota; Metazoa; Chordata; Actinopteri; Cyprinodontiformes; Goodeidae
Exons: 20
Coding region: 194-2677 (827 amino acids)
Molecular function (GO): protein binding; ATP hydrolysis activity; ATP binding
Source: RefSeq, a predicted model, not a curated record